This is a messenger RNA of Drosophila willistoni, 2393 nucleotides long. RefSeq names its product thyrotroph embryonic factor (gene Pdp1). The transcript is spliced from 5 exons. Bases 167 to 2389 code for a protein of 740 amino acids. Gene Ontology annotation, biological process: regulation of transcription by RNA polymerase II. Lineage: Eukaryota; Metazoa; Arthropoda; Insecta; Diptera; Drosophilidae. Gene Ontology annotation, cellular component: nucleus. Gene Ontology annotation, molecular function: RNA polymerase II cis-regulatory region sequence-specific DNA binding; DNA-binding transcription factor activity, RNA polymerase II-specific. The record is from RefSeq and is a predicted model, not a curated record.
AUAUAAAAAAAUUUAUAUUGCUAAAGAGCAAAUACAAUCACGUCAAUCACAAGGAAUUGGCCACCUAAAAAGUGCUCCAUAGCAGUGACUCAGACCAGUGACCAACAACAACAUUAAGCAUCCAGUGACUGUAGUGAAUCCCAGUGAGAGAUAAAAUCCAGUGACUAUGUCUUCAGAUGCCAAUUCCUGUGCCAGUUUCUUCAAUCAGGAACAAGUGUCGGCAAAUGCCACAUUGUCGCAGUAUUUUCAACAAUUGAACUCACAAGUGGCAGCAGCAGCAGCUGUGGCAAAUGCUGGUGGAUCAGCAACAUCAGCGGCAGCAGCAGCAGCAGCAGCAGCCAGUGGAAGAGGCUCAGGAGCCUCAGCAGCAGCAGCCGCAGCAGCAGCAGCAGCUGCAUUAGGAGGAGGAGGAUCAGGAUCAGUUUCAGGUUCAGGAGGAUCAAUUGGAGGUGGUAAUAGUAGCGGGAAUAGUGAUAGUGGCAAUGAUGUUGGCAGUAUAACAGGAUCAUCAACUAAUUUGGAUAAUCAUCGUAACAGUGUUAGCAGCAAUGAUUCGGGUAAAAGUAGUUCUGGUGGUGGAGGAGGUGGAAAUGGAUCAGUAACUGGAUCAUCUGCAAGUUCUGGUGGUGGUGGAUCUUCUAAUACAGCUGUUAAUGCAUGGGCACUACAGCAACAGCAACAGCAGCAGCAACAACAUGCCCAACAACAACUUGUCCAGCAGCAACACUUACAACAACAACAGCAACAACAGCAGCAGCAGCAUCUACAACAUCAAGCCCACCAGCAACAUGUGGCUGCAGUAUUGCAGCAGCAACAACAGCAACACCAACACACACAUCACUCACAGCAACAGCAGCAGCAACAUAUUCAUUCACAUGGUCCGCCACCACCUCCGCAUCAACUACAUAAUACGCAUCAUUCGCAUACGCAACAACAUCAACAACAACAACAACAACAACUUCAUCAACAACACCAGCAACAUCUCCAGCAUCAACAACAGCAGCAACAACAACAGCAACAGCAGCAACAUCACGCUGUCCAACUAGCCCAUACACUCUCCUCAGCCGCUGUGGCUGCUGCUGCUUCCGUUCCAGGUGGUGGCGGUGGCGGCGGCGCCAUUGGCGUUGGUGGUGGUAACAACAACACCAACACUCAUUCCAUAUUUGGCACUGGAAAUUUUCAUUAUAAAACCAACAAUUCGUGGACAUUGCCAACAUUAACCUAUCAGCGCAUCUAUCAGGAUAAUUCACAUUAUCAGAGAGCCAAUUUUAUGGAUAGCCAUCAGGGAGCGGCAGCAGCGGCGGCAGCAGCAGCAGCUGUGGCAGCGAAUGCGGCAGCGGCAGCAGUUGCAGCCAAUACCAAUGCAAAUAACACUAGCAACAACAACAACAGCAGCAGUAAUAAUACCACCAGCAACAACAACAACAAUACCAACAAUGGCAGCACAUCAACGGCAACAGCAGCAGCAACAGGAGCCAACACUAACAACAAUAACAAUGGGGAAACUAAUAACAACAACAACAACAACAACACGAAUAAUAAUCCAAACCAGAACAAUGUCAGCAGUGUGCAACAUGUGGCAAACGCUGUGGCAGCUGUCAUUGCCAAUGAGCAUCAGAAUCAUUUGAAUACCCUCAAAGCAAGAUUUCAGCCAUCUAGCUCAGGCAAAACCACUUCGAAUAGCAAAGAAUUCAGCUGUCCAGAAGACAAAUACAAAGAGGAGGGUGAUAUAUGGAAUGUUGAGGCUCAAACCGCAUUCCUUGGUCCCAAUUUGUGGGACAAAACUUUGCCCUACGAUGCUGACCUCAAGGUAACACAAUAUGCCGAUUUAGAUGAGUUCUUAUCGGAGAAUAAUAUACCCGAUGGCCUUCCUGGCACACAUUUGGGACACUCAAGUGGUUUGGGCGGCGGUGGUGGUCAUUCUCGAUCCGAUUCGUUGGGCCAUGCAGCUGGACUAACAUUGGGCCUGGGUCAUAUAACAACAAAACGUGAAAGAUCACCAUCGCCAUCGGAUUGCAUUAGUCCUGAUACCCUCAAUCCGCCAUCUCCGGCCGAGUCAACAUUUUCAUUCGCAUCAUCGGGUCGUGACUUUGAUCCGCGCACACGAGCCUUCUCCGAUGAGGAGCUCAAACCGCAGCCGAUGAUUAAAAAGUCACGCAAACAAUUUGUUCCAGAUGAGCUGAAGGACGACAAGUAUUGGGCCCGUCGGCGAAAGAAUAACAUUGCGGCAAAGCGUUCCCGAGAUGCACGUCGCCAAAAAGAGAAUCAGAUAGCAAUGCGGGCACGCUAUUUGGAGAAGGAAAACUCAACAUUACAUCAGGAGGUGGAGCAGCUAAAACAGGAGAACAUGGACUUGCGUGCACGUCUAUCGAAAUUCCAAGAUGUGUAGGACA